This is a messenger RNA of Dunckerocampus dactyliophorus (ringed pipefish), 10788 nucleotides long. It is a transcript of the gene dhtkd1, whose product is annotated as dehydrogenase E1 and transketolase domain containing 1. The coding region runs from base 5628 to 8396 and encodes 922 amino acids. Gene Ontology annotation, molecular function: oxoglutarate dehydrogenase (succinyl-transferring) activity; thiamine pyrophosphate binding. Gene Ontology annotation, biological process: tricarboxylic acid cycle. Lineage: Eukaryota; Metazoa; Chordata; Actinopteri; Syngnathiformes; Syngnathidae. The transcript is spliced from 17 exons. The record is from RefSeq and is a predicted model, not a curated record.
AUUUUAAUGUAUAAUUAUUUAUGACUAUCACUGGAGUCGCUGGAGAUAGUGUUUGUUUUUUUAAAAUUGUUUUUAUUCAUGCCUUUAUCAUUGCCUUCAUCUUAAAUUUUAGACGGGUUGACUAAGGAUCACUUGGGUUUAAGGGCCAAAGCUACGACAGUAGUGUGCAUUCUCACAUACGGUCUUGUCUCAUCGCUCGUUCUUAUCGUCUAUCUGAGCCAUGUGAUGCUAGGCUGUCUCUCUUCUGUAUUAACACCCUCCUGCAGUCAUUCCAUCCAUCAGGGCUCCAGAUGGAUCUUUAGGUGCCAAGUACAUGCAUGUUGAGAGUCCAUUUGUCAAGUCUGUGUAUUGUUUUGUGUGUCAGCAGAGGAGAACAUGGAGGGGGUCGAUGUUACUGUUACUGUUACGCUAUGUCAGGGGUGUCCAAAGUCUGGCUUGGGGGCAUUUGUGGCCAGCAGCUGUAUUUAUUUUUUACAUUCUUUAAAAUCUAAAUUAAAUUUUUAUUAUUGGCGUGCAGCAUUUUCUGAACAUUAACCAGACUUUGAGGUUGCUGUUUAUUGAUGAUGAAAAAUUUUGCCUAUUUUGUUAAUUUUGUAAACAUCCGUCUACUAUUUGACUUAAUCUAUAAAAAAAAAUAAUCUAAAAAAGUAUUGGCUUAAUAAUUAUCAAUUUAUUAAUUGUAAAUAACUUUUGAAAAAAGAAAUUAAGCACACAUAUUUGAUAAAAAUAAAAAAAAUGUAAAAAUGGCAUGACUUAGCAAUUUUCCAUGACCAAUAUAAUGAAUUACAAUUCUAAAUUAAACGUUGAAAAAAUGAGAAAACGGUAAUGACUUCUAUUUUAGUUUUGUUUUUUAAUUUGUUUUACCGCUUGGCAUACUUCGACAUACAGUGGAUUGUUUUUAGUGAUAAGCGGCACCUCGUCAGGAAAUAGUUUGGACCCCCCUGCUCUAUGUGGUGAUUGUUUUUGUGCCUCAUGGCUUUGACAAGAUUCUUGUGCAGUGCCCCUAACUUUCUCCUCUCUCUCUCUUCUUUUGUCCUCUUUCUCUUGUGUUUUUGUCCCCCCCUUUUUUUUUAUUUUUUAGAACAAAUCUCCAUGCCUGUUUGCUCAUCAUUAGCCUAGCAUGUCUUCAUGAUGUUGAAAGCCAAGCCACACUCUUCCUGGCCUCAUCAUCACCACCAUUGUGUCUGUGAUGUCUCUCUAAGCUCGCCCCCUCCCCCAAACCCUUCUUGACCAAUACCUGGCCACCCACUGACCUUUGACCUUAGCUCAACCUGUGUUUUUUUUUCUGCAUGUGUGUUCAUUGUUUUUGUUGUUGAAAUGUGACAGUUGGGAGAGAGGUCAAGCGAAUUAAUGUGAAAACGUACCUACGUUCAACUUUUGUUUUAAAAACCUGUGGGAUUUCUAAUUUGAACAUUGUUUUUGUUUUACUUUUCUUUUUUUUUUUUUCUUUUGUUACCUCUCUCGGUAUGGUUCACUUGAAAUACAGGGAUUGGCACGCAGCUGUGCUCUUUGGUGCCAUUAGCAAUAUGUUUGGUGGCUUCUUUAAGAAAAAAAUGCUUCAAAACCACUUUUGCAACACUUAGUCCCUCUGUUUUUGUGGCGGGCAGCGUGAAGAUGUUUCAUCAAGGCUAUUUAAACCUAGUUUUUCAUUUACUCCUAGUGUAUUUGCAAUUUUUUUCCUUUCUUCUUUUUAAACUACCAAUGGCACAAUAAAAGGUACAUUUACUCAGUUUGGAGAAAUGACUACCUACAUGAGUCAAACUUUUUUAGAACUGAUUCACAAAUAGACAAUCUGUGGUUUAAAUGCACACUUAGAUUACCUAUAUUUUAUACCAUUGAAUCUAUAGAGGUCUAACUAACAGAACCCAGGCAAAAAUGUUGGGUUUCUUUUGUAGAUUUAUGUUGUAAUGUCAUCUGUGUCGCGUAGUAUGGGGAGAGUAGUAGUCUUCAGUAUGUUGAAUUUUUAAAGAGGAAAAAAAAAUCAGUCAUUUCUACUAAAUUAAAACCACACUUGAAGUUUAAAAAAAAUCCUCUACAUUAUAAUUUUAGAAUAUAAAGCAUGAGGACUUUUUUUGUUUAUCCCCCCUGUGUUGAGGAAAAAAUAAGGUACGUUGUGUUGAUUUUCUGUGAUUUUUGUUUUCAUUAAUAAUUGAAUUCACUGUCUGAAUGCCUCGUGUUAUUUACAAUGUUUGUUAAUCAUACAGAUGCCAGACAAUGUCUUGUUUUGUUUUAUUGUCAAAGUGCCCAUGUGUCAAAUUCUUUGGGGGAGGGAGAGGGGAUUUACACAACUUACUUUCCUACAUUUCACUUUUUCUUAACACACAAGCACACACUUUCUGUGGGAGCCCCUGAAGAAGAGAUCGCUUUUUUUUUUUUUUUUGGUUCAAUUUCUUUUUAACCAGUGACAAAGUCCCUCAUGGCGGUGUUGGUUUACAAAUACAUUCCACUAUUUUCAGCAGCACAAAAGUUUACACUUGCAAAAAAAAAAAAAAAGGUGAUUUUUAUAUAUUUUUGUUUGAGACACCCUGUGACGAAAACAACCACACCUGAAAAGAUUGAUUGCGCUCAGGGUCUUUUGCUUUGUGUAUGUGUGUGUGUGGGGGGGGAAAUGUACAACUUUCACUUUUCUUUUGGUUAAUCAUUUUGCCUACUCACACCUCCUAGAAAAGGGUGUUCAAACUGUACCCUGGAGUGCCCAUUUUCCUCCCACAGCCCAUUUGAUCAUUUUUAGAAUACAGCCGUAUUCUAAAAAUAAAAUGAUUUUUGAAAGAGAUACAGUAUAUUAUUAGAUAUGACACUAAUUUGCUUUGUCAUCUAUAACACAAAGCUAAGAUCGUUUGUCUUUACGUUCACAUAGGUUUGCAUAUAUUGAGUUACACUGGAUUGGUUUGAGCAUCUUUAAUGCACAAAAUGUAUCAAAAUGCCCCCCACGUUUGGAUUUUUCCAUAUGCGGGCCUCAUUGGAAAAAGUUUGCACACCCCUAUGAAAAAAACCCACCAAAUUUUUUGGAAAAAAGUGCACAAUACUCUAUUGUAAGGCACAACAAGCACAAUAGUGGGAGCUUUUGCAGUCGUGUGUGUGUUCUCUAUAUAUAUAUCUAUAUACCCCCCAUCCCCCCACGGCUUUUCUUUUUUAUUAAAAACGGGCAUGUGCUUUUUACUGUGUGUUUUUUCUAUCUAGAUGCAAUACAGUAAUAAUAAUAAUGAAAGUGCCAUAUAUACACGUCUAGAAAACUGCCUACACAUCCUUAUCAGGCCUUGGUUAGAUUGCUGUACUUCGCCUUUUUUUUGUGUGUGUGUGUGUCACCUGCUUUAUACUUCUCCCCCCUUUAAACUCAGCUGUUAUUGCUAACAAUGUAUUGUGACGUUACUAAUUUGUAGAUAAAACUCCCAAUAAACUUUCUCUUUCUUUCUCUCUCUCUCUCUCUCUCUCUCUAUAUAUAUAUAUAUAAAUAUAUUUAUAUAUAUUUGUAUAUAUAUAUGUUUAUAUCAUUUGAAGGUUUAAAACCUGUCUAAAGUGUGAGCCCAUGCACUGGAACACUUUGCGACACAAAUGUGUGGAUUUAUUUGGAGUUUAAGAACCACUUUGUUCAAUUUGUGUGUGUGUAUGUGGUUAAGUGUUACCAGUGUUGAAUUUAAUUUGAAGAAAACAAUUGAAUAAACAAAAGCACAAUGUACAGUCAAGUCCUCUCACUUCAGGGGCUUCCAUCACCAAAUUCCAACUCCCAACAAUUCUUCCUCUUUUUAUUAUUUUUUUUUUGUAAUUUUCAAUUCUGAAGUGCUUUUUUUUUUUUUUUUUUUAAACAGUGUAGUGGCUUAGCAUCUUUAGAUAUGUCUGAUGAAAUAAGACAUAAAAAUAUGAUUUCCUAGUCUCUUUUGUGUGUCUUGAUGAAAGCCAAAGUGGGUGCAUCUUGAUGUGUUCUGUUCAUUUUAAAAGAGGGUGGGAUUUGAAACAAGGAGAGAAAAGAAAUAACAGGCUUCCCCCUCCCGAUUUCUACAACUGGUUGUUCAUAAUGUAUUUUGUACCAGUGACGCUUUUUAUAUUGGACAAAUUAAAAGAAAAGAAAUCUAAAUUGUCUGGCCUCUCAAUGUGGCCUCGCCUUGACCAGGUCUUUGCUUUGGCCUCCUGUUGCUGUCAAGCUAUACAGUAUAUUGUUACUAUUAUUUAGUGGGGAAAAAAAACAAUGCCUGAUUUUGACUUACCCCGACGUGUUCCUCAGUUAAUUCGUGUCGGGGAGGGGGUUGGGAUCCUCUAAAUGGUGGUAAGUUUCAUGUUAGUAUUUGUGCCGUCAUCUGGAUUUUUGACGUGUGUGGAUAAUUGUCUUAGUUUAAGAGUUAACCAAUUGUUUAGUUUGAGCCUUGCUUUUAUUUUGUUUUUGUUUUGUUUUUUAACUGUGUAGAAUGUUCUGUUUAUUUUUCUCCUCCCCCCUCAUAGCAGAGUGUGUAGACAAAAGACUCUGUUCUUCUUUUGGUCGAUGUUUGUUCAUAUGUGGUGUGUUUCUUUGCCUCUGUCUCCAAAUUAAACCAUUUCCCCUAAUAUGGACGGCGUCUUUGUGCGUGGCGUUUGUUGAGUGGCGUACAAACAUUUACAAAACGACCCCCCUCACCCUUUGUGUGUGUUUUUAUGUCAUGUCUCGCCGUGCUUAUUUGCUUUUCAUCUUAGUAUAGAUUUGCUUCUUGAUGUAAGCAUCAGGUGCAUCAAGUAUUAGUGUUAUUUUUCUUAAUUUCAAACCUACCUUUCAUCAUUAAUUCCAUUAACUGCUCACAAAUUUCACUUUGUAACACUGCUAGUUAAAGUCUUUAUAUGACAGCAAAUACCCCAUAUUCACAUUUAAAGGGCCAAACUACAAGGAAAGUCCAAUGUCUUGAGGCAUUUGUAAGUAAAGAAACCAGUGUUGACGUCAAGUCAAUAAGAAAAUAUAAAUAUUUUUUAUUCUAAUAUUUGUGUGCUGCAAGACUUAAAGACACAGAAUGCAGCAUUGGUCAAGCUGUGAAUUUAAGAGUAUGUUCGACUUUCCUGUUGUUUUGCAUGAUUUUAAAAGGUUUUACACGCUAUACUACUUAAUGUAGAUUAAGAAUUUAAAUGACUCCUUAAAAAAUUUCAGUUACUUUAUUAUGAUGCAAACGAGCAUCACCACAGGUGAUUUAUGUACUUGGGAAAUCACUGUGAACAAAUCCCUUUUCUAAUCUGUCAGAUGUUAUGUAAAUGAACAUUAAAACUUUUAAGCAGACACCGUUCAUGAAAAAAUGGUAACUUCAUUUCAAACUCACUAUUCGCUCAAAAUUACGACUUUCUAUGCUGUACCUGAAAGCAUCACAUGGAGUCGCCGUUGUUGUGCUAGCGAGGCCACGCCUGUGGAGCGCUAUCAAAGUGCUUGGAGUGUUUUAGUGCAUUAAACAAUGUUCAUACAAAAUUUUAAUCGUUUAAGAUGCUUGGACAGGUAUUGCGCUUCAUAAACUUUACAAAAGUACAAGCUAACUAAAACGCUUAUGAAACGCUACAGGAAGUGUUCCCGACCAAUCAGCUUCAACGCGUCGUCUCCUCCCACAGCGCGUGGCAAUCUGCAGUAUGGCGGCUCUCCGGCUCACAGUGCAUUAGUGCUUGUCACAGCGUUCUUCAUUUAAGAGAUGUCCGCCGCUCUUUUCCUGAGAAGCUCUGUGCGGAGACUACCUCUUGGUUUUCUCAGCCAGGGUGCCUGCUGCUGUUAUCACACCGAGAGAGGCGUUUACGGCUACCGGCCCAAGAAGACUUGCAGCGAGGACAAGUUACUGAGCGACAGCAUCGCUACUUUAAAUCAAGAUCAUGGUCUGGCCCGUCUGGUGGAGGCAUACCGGGCACAUGGACACAAGGCGGCCAAAAUUAACCCUUUACUGCCCCAACAGCCUGUUGUUGACAGCGUACCGGAGAUCAACAUGCUAACGGGCAGCCUCGGGGGACAGCUCAACACUUCAGGACUGCGGCAUUUCGGCAAGGCGGAGGCUUCAGUAGAGGAGGUGCAGGCCUACUUGGAGGAGGCCUACUGCGGCCACCUGUCAGUGGAGACCAGCCAGCUGAGCAGCCAGGAGGAGAAGGAAUGGCUCGCUGACCGCUUUGAGGAGCUGAAGAAGACCACUUUCUCCACGAAAGAGAGAAGGAAUCUUGCAAAGAUAAUGCUGGAGUCCCAGGAAUUUGACCACUUCCUGGCCACCAAAUUUUCUACAGUGAAACGUUAUGGAGGAGAAGGAGCGGAGAGCAUGAUGGGCUUCUUCCACGAGCUUUUCCAGCAGUUGGCUCACAGCGGGGUCACAGAUCUCAUCAUCGGCAUGCCGCACAGAGGCCGACUCAACCUCCUGACGGGCCUGCUCAAGUUCCCUCCAGAACUGAUGUUCCGUAAAAUGCGUGGACUGAGCGAGUUCCCCGACACAUCGCCGGCCAUCGGUGAUGUUCUCUCCCACCUCACGUCCUCCGUGGAGCUGGACUUCGGGGCCGGGCACCCUAUUCAUGUGACCAUGCUGCCAAACCCUUCACACCUGGAGGCCAUCAACCCCGUAGCUCAGGGCAAGACGCGGGGCAGGCAGCAGCUUCGAAAAGAGGGAGACUACUCUCCUGAUGAGGAUGCACAGCCUGGGGACCAAGUGGUCUGUCUGCAGGUCCAUGGUGACGGCUCUUUCACCGGGCAGGGGAUCGUUCCAGAAACUCUGACCCUGUCCAACCUUCCUCACUAUAGAGUAGGAGGUAGCAUCCACCUCAUUGUGAACAACCAAGUGGGAUACACCACUCCAUCAGAGAGAGGGAGAUCCUCUUUGUACUGCAGCGAUGUUGGCAAGAUGGUGAACUGCGCAGUGAUCCAUGUAAACGGAGAUGACGCGGAGGAAGUCCUGCGGGGCAGUCGGCUGGCUGUGGAGUACCAGCGCCGCUUCAGGAAAGACGUCAUCCUGGACCUGAUUUGCUACCGCCAGUGGGGCCACAAUGAACUGGACGAGCCUUUUUUCACCAACCCGGCCAUGUACAAGAUAAUCCGAUCCCGUAAGAGCGUCCCCGACUCCUACUCGGAGAAGCUCAUCUCCGAGGGCUUGAUGACAGAGGAUGAGCUCGACCAGAUGAAGUCCAAGUACUACAGCUCGCUCAACGACAAGCUGGCCAACAUGACAGUCUACAGCCCGCCGCCCACCAACCUACAGGGCCGCUGGGGAGAUCUGGUGGAGCCGCAGGCCCGGGUCACCAGUUGGGACACGGGUGUCCCUGUCCCACUGCUGCAGUAUGUUGGAGCCAAGUCUGUGGACAUCCCUGAGCACAUACAUCUGCAUGGGCAUCUAGACAAGACCCACGCGCAGGCUCGACUGCAAAAGCUAGAAGAGGGUUCCAAACUAGACUGGUCUACAGCAGAGGCCUUGGCUUUUGGCUCGCUCCUUUGCCAAGGCUUUAACAUUCGCAUCAGCGGGCAGGACGUGGGUCGUGGCACCUUCAGUCAGCGGCAUGCCAUGGUGGUCUGCCAAGACACCAACGACAUGUUCAUUCCUCUAAAUCAUAUCAGUCCUCAACAGAAGGGUCUUCUCGAGGUUUGUAACAGCCCGCUGUCCGAGGAGGCGGUGCUCGGGUUCGAGUACGGCAUGAGCAUCGCUCAACCCAAGCUGCUGCCCAUAUGGGAGGCUCAGUUUGGAGAUUUCUUUAAUGGCGCUCAGAUCAUCUUUGACACUUUCAUCUCAGGAGGUGAGGCCAAGUGGCUGCUCCAGUGCGGGAUGGUGAUCCUGCUCCCUCAUGGUUACGAUGGAGCGGGACCGGAACAUUCCUCUUGCCGCAUGGAGCGUUUCCUGCAGAUGUGCGACAGCAGGGAAGAGGGCGUGGACGGCGACACGGUCAACAUGGCUGUGGUCAACCCCACCACGUCAGCCCAGUACUUCCACCUGCUCAGGCGGCAGAUGAUCCGCAACUUCCGCAAACCUCUCAUCGUGGUCGGACCCAAGAUGCUGCUCAGGUUUUCGGGGGCCGCAUCCAGUCUGAGUGAAAUGGCACCAGGAACGUCAUUCCGCCCCGUGUUGGGGGAUACCUCAGUACCGGCAGAAAGUGUCCAGAAGGUGGUGCUGUGCUCAGGGAAACACUACUAUGCCUUGCUGAAGCACAGGGACGCUGCAGCCAAGCAAGACACAGCGUUAGUUCGCUUGGAGGAGCUCUGCCCUUUCCCUCUGGAUGCUCUACAGACGGAACUCGAGAAGUACCCCAAUGCUAAAGAGUUCAUCUGGAGUCAGGAGGAGCCACAGAACAUGGGCCCCUGGUCUUUUGUGGGCCCCAGGUUUCAGAAGCAGCUGGCCUGCAAGCUGCGAUUAGUGAGUCGACCUGCUCUGCCAGCCCCCGCCGUGGGCAUUGGUACCCUCCAUCAUCAGCAGCAAGAGGCCCUCCUCGACGCCACCUUCUCUUAGGACUGAACCAGCUGUGACCUCACUACAGAUAAGAUCAAAAAACCAAGAUGUGACUUCAUUUUUAAAACAUCAAGGUUUACUCCAUUGAAUUGUCACGCUAUUGAGGAUGAAGUCAACAAGCACAUCCUUCAAGUCAUUGUUCUAAUCUGAAGUAUCUCUCAGCCAAAUCCCUGCUAUAUGUUUAUAGAAGAAUCAGAGUACUAAACGGGAGAUAAUCCCCAAAGGGGAAUUUGGUGCAAAGCAUCAUGCAGAAUGUCAUUGAAAAAGUUUUUGAGCUUUAUAGAAUUGUUACCACUGAGUGUAUUGAAAGUUUGGCCGUGUUAUGUAACGUUUAACAUGUCUUGAUCAGGCCGUGACGGACUGUAGGUGCUUGAUUAUUAUUUAACCCUCCUCUGGAUACUCAUGGUGCUAAGGGCUAAUACGAAUACAACAAUUAAAUACAACACAAUCAGGAUAUUCAAAUUGAGGGCAGGAGUAAGUCUGUUUUGUGCUUCUGUCCCGUUUGGUACUCAUCUUCACGACGCUGAUGAAUGUACGUCCCAAAAAGCACCAAACAGCAUCUGUAUGCCCUCCGAAUCCUGUCUUUCUCAAAUAGUCUUGUGGUGAAAUGAAAUUUGUGUUGUUAUUACCUUUGAUUAAACUCAUGAAACAUUUGCUUUUAUAUUACCAAGCACAUUUGUCUACUAGUAAGUUAAAAGGUAACAAACUACUAAACCAUUUGAGGAUAAUAAAUGUAAAAUUAUCAUACACUCUAAGCAUUAACUUUGCGAAAGUUUUUUUUUUUUUUUUUGUACCAGUGAGUGUGUGGUCAUAGUAUUGGUUAAGUGUAGGUGUCCCGAACCACCGGGCCGUGGCCCGGGCCAGCCUCAUCCAUGUACCGCUACUGAGAAGCUUUUGGGUGCAAUGAUAAAAAAAAAAAAAAACGUGCAUUUGUAAAUACCUGCAUCAAAUUUUGUGUAAAUGCAUAUCAAUUUUGGAAACAUGGACCAUUAUUUUAUUUAAAAAAAUAAUACAGUCCUUGAACGCGGUCCUUGAACGCACAAUUGUGCGUGUGCUAAAAUUCCAUUUUCUCCCACGCUGAAUGGAUAGACUACUGUAUUUUUCCCAUUUUUCUUUCACCUCAUAUUUAGUCUCAAAUGCUAAUACUAUGUGAAUGCAUAAAGGUGACUUUUGAUGAUGUUAUUGAGUGCUAAUGUGCAUAUUUGUUGGUGCACAAACAAGUUAAUUCAUGCUACCACACUGCCUUUUACCACACACAUCAACCAGCGACAUAAUCUUCUCUCUGAAAAACAAACUCCAGGCUCAUGCUGGUGGUUGGCGGGUCUACAUUCGUUUUGCGCUUUUAAUUUGUCAUUCCUAUCAUUGUUUUACACAAUACAUAAUAAAUAUGGUAAAUUAGAUUGCUAUAAUGUACGAACCCUACCUCUCGGUUUAGUUUAUUUGGACCAUGCGUAUAAGGUUACAUCGAAGUACAUCAAGUCUUUUUCACAGUUCAGCAUGUCGAAAAAGGAGCAGGAAGAAGCACUCCUCUGCCACAGCAAUUACUAAUCAUUUGUUCACUUCCUGUGUUCAUUAUGUGCUGGGUUUUUAAUCAUAUGACAAGGAUAAAGAUGUGUAAUAGUAGGUAGAGUUGAUAUUUUUGGAGAUGGCUUUUACAGUAAUAAGGAGUAAAAGUGUCAGAAACAUUGUUCAGUACUAAGUAUGUCCAUAGUAUAUGUGGUGUGGAAAAAGUGUUUGCUCCCUUUUUGAUUUUUAUUUUUUUUUGCACGUUUGUCACACUUAAUUGUUUCAGAUCAUCAAAGAAAUUAAAAUAUUAGUGAAUGACUACACAGCUGAACACAAAAUGCAGUUUUAAAUGAGAUGUUUUAUUAUUAAGGGAGAAAAAAAAUCCAAAUCUACAUGGCCCUGUGUAAAGAAGUGAUUGCCCCCUAAACCUAAUAACUGGUUGGGCGACCGUAAGCAGCAACAACUGCAAUCAAGCGUUUGUGAUAACUUGCAAUGAGUCUCUUACAGCGCUGUGGAGGAAUUUUGUCCCACUCAUCUUAGCAGAAUUGUUAUAAUUCAGCCACAUUGGAGCGUUUUCCAGCAUGAAGAGCCUUUUUAAGGUCAUGCCCCAGCAUCUCAAUAGGAUUCAGGUCAGGACUUUGACUAGGUCACUCCAAAGUCUUCAUUUUGCUUUUCUUCAGCCAUUCAGAGGUGGACUUGCUGGUGUGUUUUGGAUCAUUGUCCUGCUGCAGAACCCAAGUUGGUUUCAACUUGAGGUCACCAACAGAUGGCCGGACAUUCUCCUUCAGGAUUUUUUGGUAGGCAGCAGAAUUCAUGGUUCUAUUUAUCACCAAGUCUUCCAGGUCCUGAAGCAGCAAAACAGCCCCAGACCAUUACACUACCACCA